Messenger RNA from Pyrenophora tritici-repentis Pt-1C-BFP, 174 nucleotides. NCBI's taxonomy places the organism in Eukaryota, Fungi, Ascomycota, Dothideomycetes, Pleosporales, Pleosporaceae. The record is from RefSeq and is a predicted model, not a curated record.
AUGGCUGAUGUUGACGGGCGUCAACUCAAGUGUUACUUCUGCGACGAUGACCAACUUUACGACCGCCGUGAAAGACAUGACUUCAUUCGCCUCCUCAACAACACUACAAAAUUCGUCCGCAACUUCUCCCAUAACCCUCCUUACCACCACGUCCUCCUCGUCUCCCCCCUCUAA